Molecule: messenger RNA, 1894 nt
Organism: Gaeumannomyces tritici R3-111a-1
Lineage: Eukaryota; Fungi; Ascomycota; Sordariomycetes; Magnaporthales; Magnaporthaceae
Exons: 3
Coding region: 742-1533 (263 amino acids)
Source: RefSeq, a predicted model, not a curated record
UGUGUGUGGCAGCCCGCACCCGUCUAGCUAGUUCCUCAGUCCGGCUACUCACCCGUACUCGUCCCAGCCCAAUCAAUCCCAAGUCCCUCCCUCCCUCCCGGACCUGCUUCUGGUCUCGUCCUCGCCCUCGAUCGGCCCAGUUUGGUUGCUGGUCUGGUGCUCGAAUGCCCAUUUGAGAAAGGUGCGGUUCGCUGCCCAAGACACCGUUGCGCACGUGUGCCAUCGCACCGCAUCCUUUGUAGCUCGCCAUCUGCACUUUUGUACUUGUCUUCGCGACUCCCGCCCGGGUUCGACAGCGCAUCUAUCCUUUACAUACACACACAAACACGCACACACACACACACACACACACACACACACACACUCUCUCUCUCUCUCUCUCUCUCUCUUUCUAGCGAACACGCACACACACACGAGCACGUCUAGGCGAUCUCGACUGUCUCGAACUGACGCGUGACACACAAUAUUGCACUUUGUCUCUGACAGUCCGGUCUCAGCCACGACUAUCCCGUUGGCGCCGUCUCUGCUUUUAAAACGAACCACCUAACAGUUUCCGCACCAUCCCCCGACCUACCGUCUUCUAGGACCGACAUGGUCGGGCUGCGGGAAAGAACUGUUCCAUAACAAAGUCUCCUGCUCUUCCACCCAACACACUGCUUCCUUCUCACUCUUUCUCUCUACGCAAGCCCCGCCGGCAUAGCAUACACCGGCGACAGGCUAAAUCCCGCAGCCAUCUUCACAAUGCCUACUGCCAUGCAACAUCACCAGAGCGGCCCUCGCGUCGUCGUCUCGAGCAACAUGGAUGGUCUGAGUGUCGAAGACUUUGAGACCGCUUCCAUCCGCUCAGCAGCUCCGUCAUAUGUCUCAGACGUCCCGUCCUACCACUCUGCACUCCCGCACAACGAGCCGACCCCUCCAUACUCGCCGCCCGAGCGGCCCCUCGCCUCGAGCCGGCACCAGCACGGCUCCUCCCCGACCAGCCUUCUCGCCCCCGCCGACUCCAACUCUGCGCCGUCGGUGGGCCUGCCCCCAGUUCCGCCCGCGCCGCCCCGCGUGGGCGUCGGCAUGGGCAUGGGCAUGGGCGGCAUGGGCAUGGGCAUGAUGGGCCUGGCCGCGGGGCCGGCCCCGGUCGAGCUGUCGGCCUUCCGCCUGCCCUGGUCCUCGAGCCUGCGCUCAAACAACCCGGCCACGCGCCACUACCGCAACGUGGCCCACCGCCGCGCCAGCGCCGCCGUCGCCGACGGCUCCGCCUCCGCCGCCCGCGCCAGGCCCUCGGCCUCCGCCGCCGCCCUCGCAGAGAUGGAGAGCGCCGACGCGGAGGAGCGGUCGCGCCUCCGCCCGCUCGAGGACCCGUACCUGGUUGGUGAGGAGGCCGCGCGCAAGGCCAGGGCCGAGAGGCUGGCGAGGGAGAACGGGGACUCGAUCCUGCAGAUGGAGGACAGGCGGUGGGAUCUUUUUCUGGCGCAAAUGAGAACCUGGGACGGAGGCAACCGACGACGAGGAGCCGUCGCGAGGCGCAUGGGCAUGCGCUAAAUCCCCCCAACAAGCACAUUGUUUGUCGGGUCGAGUUUUCUGUUGUCGUUUUCUUGCUCUCCUUCCUUCCGCUACCGCUCAUCUGUGUGAAGCCCUCACAGCAUAUGCAUUUUCAGGGCACUGGACUAGGGUGUUUUGUUUUCCUUUUGGCUUUUCUUUUGCAUUGGGUUUCGGCCAGGGCUACUCAGACAUGUGCCCGAUAGGGGGCCGCGUCCCGCUCCUUUCUUGGGAGGAAUGUCCAUGUUGGAACAUGAUGGUUUGAUGAUAGCGACGCAGCAUAUGGGCAUUUCUGAAUACAAACAAGCAUGUUUCUUGAAACGGUACAGCUCCCAACUGUUCUCCCUAGAUGGAAAUCUUUUGC